Podarcis lilfordi (Lilford's wall lizard) is the source of this 12762-nucleotide messenger RNA. The record is from the annotation of a GenBank genome assembly. Lineage: Eukaryota; Metazoa; Chordata; Lepidosauria; Squamata; Lacertidae.
UGCAUGAGAAAUAUCUUUGUAUGCAUUGCAUAGCUGAGUCAGAUUACACUUUGAGUCUUGGAACAAUCUUAGAUUCCUUAACUAAAUACAGCUCUUCCUGCUUUUAUCUUCGAGAAGUCCCCCAGACAUCCAGGUGUUUUUAGACACCCAUGAUAGGAGAGGGAGACAAAACCUUGUAUGUGUGUACUUACUGCUCUGUUUAAUAUAGGUUUCCAUAAAAGACCACAAGCUUCCAUGAGAGAUAUGCUAUGAUUAGCAGGCAUUUUCUCUAAGACCAAAUAAAAACGCUAAGAGCUAUGAAGACGGGAUCUGAAUGAGACAAACCCUUAAAAUAUGGGCAAAUUAUAUGUAUUUCCUCAGAUAAAGGUGCACGCUGCUCAAAAUUUCUUAAAAGGGAAUAUUAGUUUUAAAGGAGCAAAAUGGGUGCCUGAUGAUUUUUCUUUAAAGAAAACAAAAGGCUGUUUAAAAAACGAAAAAAAUUAACACUAAAAUUUGUGUUUCAAUAUGAGAAAGGCAAAAGUAAAAAUCGAUAUACAAUAGCUGUUGGCAGUUGUUCGUUCAUACAUUGAGAUCAGGCUAUUCAGCUUGGAUGCUGGGCUAAAAACGUUAACUCCAAAAAUAAAUCCGAUGGUGGACCUCUGGUGCUUACUCCCAAGUGCAUAGGAUUUGCAGACUACAUUUCCUCGAGUAAUUGUCCUAUUGUCACUCCCCCCAAAUACAUUUGUAGAGUCAGGUUUGAAGAUGCCACCAUCUCCUGCAUUAGGACAAAUGCUACAGCGUGGAGCGAUUGUGACAACCACCCACCCUUGCUGUAUGAGGUCAUUGCAUACUCCUCAUCCCCGCCCGGGCACUAUCAACGCCUCUCCCUCCAGCACGCAUGCGCAAGCACUUCUUCGGCAGGCUGCUUUCGCCAUCUUUGCGAAGGGCGCCAUCCUCCAGCGAAAACAGCCUCAGGUUACGAGCCCGUCGAGGGGGUUUGCCGUAAGCUCCCGCGGUUACAAGUAAAAGCCUGUCCUCACAACCCGCAUCCAAGAUGGCGCCGCUCGUGCCACCGGCUGGAGGCGGUACCUAAAAUGGCGGCGCCGGCGGCGCAUGCGCAUUAGCGAAGGGUUGGCAGAGCGGGGCCUGGCCGUUCCCUAUUGUGUGCCUUCUGCGGAGAGGAAGCUCGAGGGCUUUUCGCUGCUGCUGCUGCCGCCGCCGCCUCGGUGCUACUAGGGAUGGAGACGGAGCCUCUGGAAGGAGACGGCGGCGGCCAUGAGGGGCCUAAGACGACUUCGGCCACGGCCCCCGGACUCACGGCCUCUCAGCGCCGGGCCGAGAUUCGCCGGAGGAAACUGCUGAUGAACUCGGAGGAUCGGAUCAACCGGAUCAUGGGCUUCCACCGGCCAAAGGCGGGUGAGGACGGGGCGUGGCUUUGGGGGGCGGUUUUUGACUGCGCUGGGCAUCCCCUGCCUUGCCCGGGCGCUUAUGAACGUGUCGGGGGUGGGAGCUCAACACGCGCCCCUCUUUCCUCGUCAAGUCCUCCUCUCCUUCCCGAACAAUGGGUUAACAUAGUCCGUAUAUUAACAAGCUAAUCUGAUCGCUCAAAAUGACGCUGCCCCUCCUCCCCGAGCGAUAUAUCGCAUUCGUCUUAUUUGAGGUGCUCCCCCCCCAUACCUUUUCAGUAAAGGUGCUUUGUUUGAAGAUAAAUCAAGUUCUUUCAUGCGAUCCAAGGAUGGCUGUUUCAGCAUUGAAAACACCUGCCUCUACGUCCUUUGGGAAGAACAAAUCAUGCACAAUUUAUAAAUUAAUGUGUGUUUCGUUCAGGAUUUGUGUUUCCAUUUGCAAUGGAGAAAGGUGAAUGCUCUUACUAUAUUUGACGCGAAAGUGCCAACAAACCGUGCUGAAUCAUUUCAAUACUUAUUACUGAAUGAAAUCAAUAUUUUUUUUUCAUAAUUCUAUUCUCUGAAACAUUUUUAUCCCACCUGUUGCUUAUUUAUUCACUCAAUUUAUUAGUUUUUUGGGAUGACAUAUGGGUUUAAAACAGCUAUUACCACCAAGAAGCCCUGGGUGGGUGUAUCCUUGCAAAUAAGCUUGCAAGGUCUGACUGCGCAAGAGCUUUAUGUGAGAGAACUUUAAGAGUACAGGAAUUUGAAUCUUUCUACUCCUUUAACCCUAACCAGUAUAACACGCUGACUGGUGUCUCUCCUGUUAUUUAUCAUUUAGAUAAUGUUUCCAGUUCACAAUAUAACUUGUAACACUUGUUUGCCUUGUGUUGCCAUUUUUAAAUGUGGAACUGAGACCAAGAUGAUUUGCCUACUGCUUGCAUAAUGAAUCUUUGUCAUGUUCCUUGAUUUCCUAUUGAAUAUGUAGAUAGUUUUAUUAAUGUGCUGUGCUUCUGGCUGCAUUUAAAAGCAGAGAAUGUAACUUAACACUUAGGUGGGGAAGCUGUACAGUAGCUCCUGCUUUUAGUACUUUUUGGUCAAGAAGAGGAGGAAGUCAGUUGUGGAAAUCACAACUCAUUAGAGCUUGCAGGUGUUUACGUGCUUUGAUUCUUUCUGUGUCCUUCCAGUACUCUUUAAUAUUUUCAGAGCUGAGAUUCCACAGUAUGUAUUGGUGCCAUGCUCUUCCUUCUGGUGUGUUUGAAAUAUUGGAGAUUGAAAUUGUUUCUUUCUAGUUUAAGGGUGCUAGUAAUCCUCUGAAGAAUGAUGACAACGUGAAGCACUUAAGAGUCCCUGAACCAGAUGCUGCUGAAGCUUUUUUGUCCCAUUGGUCACAUUCAGUAUUGACCAAACCUCUAGAGGCUACAGGCAGCGGCGUAGCGUGGGUUGUCAGCAUCCGGGGCAAGGCAAGUAAUUUGCGCCCCCUAACCUGGGGCAAGGCAAGUAAUUUGCGCCCCCUAACCAGGGGCAAGGCAAGUAAUUUGCGCCCCUAACCUGCCGCCGCUGCCAGCUUCUUCUUGCUGCUGCCUGGGCUGGUCUGGUGUGGUUCUCUCCCGCGCUCAGCGCUGCGCUGGGCAGCCGCUGCACUGUCCCUUCCCCAGAUAGUCCCUCGCUCUCUCUCCGCACCGCACGCCUGGCACCCACCCCCUCCACAGUGGGCGGCGACCCAGCAGCUCGGAUCGGAUUCGCACAGCCAGCACUGCAGUGAGAGAGAGUGAGUGAGCCAGGUAGGAGCAGAGAGCUGCGAGUGCAAGUGCGCCCCCCCAGAUGUUGCGCCCGGUGCGGCCGGCCACCCCUGCACCCCCCAUGCUACGCCACUGGCUACAGGUCAGCACUGGAUGUGGCCACCCCAUACCCUCACUCAUGCACACUUGCAUGUGUGUACUUUGCUCACAGCUGAUUUGUGCAGAUUAGCUGAGGAUCAUCAAAGUAUUAUUGGUCAUCAAAGUAUGGGUCUGAAGGCCAGGGAGACGGUGAUUUUCAUUCCCAUCAGGUUUGGAGCUUUCUAUCAUUGUAGCACCAAUACCAGUACUUUUCUUUCUAGAAAAAGAGUUACAGGAACACCCACUUUUUUUUUAGUUGAGCUUCUUUAAGGGGAAACCAAAGCUGGCGUGGGGGGGCAGCCACCCCUGUGCUAAAUGAGGGUUUAGCACUGCUUCCUCCCCACAAACAUGCCCUCCUUCCUUCACUUCUUCCUGGCCAACACUAAGGGGAACAGAUACUUCAUUUUAGAUUAACCACAGUUUAGUUUGCUGUCCAAACCCUGAACUAUGGCUGAUCUUAACUAUAGUUAACUAUCUUAACACAGUUUGACUGAGCUUGGAUGACAUGAGAAGCUGUGACUAAUAAAAAAUGGAAAGCUCUGGGAGAGGUUUGGUGAAAGCAUGUGAGCCUGGGAGAAAGAUAGACUUGCUUUCUCAACGCUAAACUGUGGGUUAGUGUUCUGUCCAAACUAACCCAUUAUGGUCAGCUUUCUCCUUGGCAGGCUUUGUGACUUUUCAUAUGUGUUCUAUAAAGCAGUUUUGGAAAGCCUAUAGAAUGGUGUUUUUAAUUAUUCUGUCACAGUUCUUGGAAAAAAGAGGCAUGAAAUGUUUACACAUUUAAAAGAUUAAAGAUCACAUUUCUGGUUUGUACUUUUGUUCUUCCUUCUACAGUUUGUAGUCACAAAUCCUUCUUGGUAUGACUUGUUUCUCUCCAAACCACUGUUAUAUGCAAAAUGAGUUAUUUAAAGAGCUUUGGCAAAAAGUCUCUCUGCAAUCAAUCUAUUUGACUCAGGAAAAAAAUAUGUGUGGAAAAUUUAUUAUUUGGUUAUUUGGCCUCGAUAAACUACUGUAAUUGGAAUGGAACCAGAGGAAAGCACAUGGAAUGGAGUUGGUAGAAGUAACCACUCUAGCUUCAUGAAAAUCUGCUCUUGAGUAUUAGGGAAUACUUUUGGUUGGAGUGGGCUGUAGUGCAGGGGGAUGAAGGUGGGAGAGGGGAUCCCCCCAAAUUAGGUGGAGACAUGAGCACUGAUUGUGAAAGUUGCUUCUAUCUGACUUUUUAAAAAAUUCUCCUGCUGUCCACAUAGUAUGAAAAUUAAACCAGCAAUAAAACACAAGCAGCACAACCCUUUUUAAAAUUACCACUGAACGACUAGUCCUUGUGUUUCUUUCAAAAGCCAGCAAGUAACUUGUCCUGUGUCCUUUUGAAGGGAGCUGUUUUGUAGGCUGAGGUCUGCAAGAGAAAAGGCACCAACUCUUCGUAUCUUUUUGAAAUGACAUUAUGCUUUAUUUUUAUUUAUUUAAUAAAAUUAUGCCCUACCCCUUUGCCAUAUGACUCUCCAGGACAGGUUACUGUAAUAAAACACAUAAAGCAACCAGUAGUUCAAACUCAUAAAACAAUCAGUAUAAAUAACUAAAUCAUUGGCUAUCUGUCAGUAUAUCACUGCACAGGCCAGUUCCUUAAUGCUCAAAGACCUGAAAGAAACAGCAGGUAUUUAGCUGGGGCAGGAAGGGGGAGUGUCAUUAGGCUCAGUGUGAAAAGUAUAUGCCAUUCUUCUUUGACCCCUGUUUUCCUUACAGUGCUUAGUUCCACAGCUACAUGGCCUAGGACCUUAGUCUGUAGGGAUCCACUACCAGUUUAUGACCUGAUCUGAGAUGGUCACAACAGCAGCCCUACCACUGUACAAAUAUAUGGUAAAAAAAAAAUAUGGUAAAAAAAAGUAAUAAGAAGAAAAUGUUCUCCAGAUGUGUGUUUUGGUUUAAAGUGGGUCCCAGGUUUGAAAACAUGGAAGACUACUAGCCUAGGUCUUGUAGAGUAACCUACAAUAUUUAGCAUAGUGACUCCUUUCUUUUUUGCCUCCUCUUUAGAUGAUGACAGCCAUUCAGAAUCAAAACUUCAGCUGGAACAAGAUAAGCCAAGCACCCUUCCCACUCCUGUUUCCAAACGGGUUGUGCUAGGUGACACUGUUUGCAGUUUGGCAGGAACAGCCGACCAUGCAAGCAGUGCAAUAGAGCACAAGGGAGAGAAAAAGGACUUGUUUAGCAUAACUCCCGAGGUUGGAAAUGAUGGCACUGGCGAGCUCCGACAGCGCAGCAGAGGGGAUCUGAUGGAGGUUCCGCAGAGAGCACCUCGCCACGGGUUAGACCAGUAUCUCUCGAGGUUUGAUGAAGCGAUGAAGUUAAGAAACCAACUUAUCAGUGAGAAGCCAAGCCAGGAAAAUGGAAAUGUAGUGGAGGAAUUUGAUUCCUUCCGCAUUUUUAGAUUAGUGGGGUGUGCACUACUUGCCAUUGGAGUUAGAGCUUUUGUGUGCAAAUACUUGGUGAGUAAAGAAAAGUCUUAGUAACUUAGUACUUCUUGUUUAUUUGACCUGGUUGCCUUACUGAUUAGCCCAGAAAGUUUGACAGUGGAAUUUGCAUUUGGCAGAUAAGGAAUUUAUGCUGAGAAAAGUAAUAACUUUCCCUAAGCCCGCCCAUCAAGUUCAUAGCUAAGUAGAGAUUUGGAUUUAGGCCCAAAUCCAUAAUUCUGUCCACUCUUCAACAGUGGCUUGUCCUAAGUAGUGAUGAUUGAGCAAUGAUUAUUUUAAGACACAUGGUGUUUGGCAAGAGGAUCAGAACCACAAGAAAUUGUAAGCCCUGGCCUAGCAAAAGCAUCAAGAAAUUACUGUACUUUGGUGCUCUUCUGUAUUGACAAUAAUUAAGCUAUGGGUAGCCCUGGAAGCCCAGGACAGCCAGCAGUGUUGUUUGCUUUUCAGGCUGUGCCAAGUACUGUUCUAGUCUAUGCAAAUGGUGUUCAAACACAGCUGACAAUUUACUAGCCAGUGAUAACAUUUAAUAGUGGAACAAACGUGGCCUUAUGCAUGAAGCUUAACUACAAAAUAUGCCUAGGUUUCGCCUUGUCUUAAUCCUGUUGUGAGCUAAUGAAGCAGCCUGUCCAAAGCAAUUGGGCUAAAGUUUUCUUGCCAUCAGAACCCUUAAGGAAGAUGUAGCCAUCUGAUUUUAGGACUGAGGUCAAGUUGGCAAGAUAUGGACACAAAUUCCUAGACAUCAAAAAUGAAGAAGACUGCUUUCUUAAAUUACUUAAUCAUCUGUCAAAAAUCAUACAAAACAAUUCAAAGAUUUCGAGAUUCCCAGGCUUGUUUUUAUGGGAACUGGAUAAUCAGCAGAAAAGCAUUUCCUAACUAUAUAAAGUGCAAUGCCUAAUCAUUGCUACUAUCAAAUAGCUUUAAAUUAUUCAAAAGUAAAUUUGAAUGUUAUUGUUUAAUUAUGUGCAAGGAUGAUUAUUUACUGAAUGAUUCAUAUGGAAGUUUUCCUUGGGGACUUUUUGAAUGGACAUCUUCCUAGACAUUACUAUAGCACUCUAACUGGUCUGUACCAGUACGUUAGAUAUAUGUUAGUGACUUCUCUGGAUCUUCCUUAAAUAUAAAUUCAGUCUGUUUUGACAGUGGUGCUUUGAAAUUUGGUUAUCUUCUCUAUAUUUUCCAAUCAAUUGGUUGAAACACUUCAUAGACUAUUUCCUUGAAAUAAUGUAGCAAUGUGAAUUUCUUGUUACUACUUUCUGUUUCAUUUAACUUCUUUGUUUUUCCCCCCCACAGUCAAUAUUUGCUCCAUUUCUUACCUUACAGCUUGCAUACAUGGGGUUGUCAAAGUAUUUCCCAAAGGUAAGACCUUUUUUUAGGACAAAUGGAUUAUCAAAAUGUCUUAACUUAAAAUAAGAUUUGACAGAGAAAGCUCUGUGUUAGAAUUUUCUUAGCUUUUAUGCAGAAUAGCAGAUAAUGACAAUACAAUGCUAAUUUAGGUUUAUCAGCAAUUGUUUGCAUUUUGUGUAUAUACAUUUUGAAUACUUGAGAGCAGUCAGCUACAGAGACAAUGCAUAAACUCUUCAGUACUGAGGAUCUUCAUGGGUGUAAGUUACAUUCAACUUUAGAAUACCUUAUUUCUGAGUAAACGUGUUUUGGACUGUGAUUCUAGGCAUGCUUACCUGGGAGCCACUCUCUGAACUCCAUGCAGCUUACUUCUGAAUAGAAAAAUACAGGAAUGCUCUGUAAAAUGGGCUAACCUGUUGAUCUUGCCCUUACCUGAAAGUCACCAUCUAUAAGCUUGGUGGCAUCGUUAUUGUAAAAUAGACUUUGUCAGACUUCAGGUCCAGGGUACCAAACUCCCAUUCUUUUAGGUGCAUAUUGCGACAGGGAAUUUCAUUAGUGUGAGCAGUUUUCUGAGCUCUGGGCGCAAUAUUGCUCCUAAAAUUUCAGAUUAAAACUGCAGAGUUGAAGGAAAGGAGGACCUUUUUCUGCCUCCCCACUUCCAGCUACUCUCUGAAGACUAGAGAAGAGACCCUCUUAAGACUAUUAAGGGGAUGGGCAGGGGAAGGACUAGACCAUGUGAAAAAUGAACAUAAUAUUUGUAUUGUUGUUAUAAAAAAGCAUGCCUAGACAUUCCGUUGUGCCCAUAACAUAGAUUUAAGGUGCCAUUUAGCUCCUAGCUUUCAUAUCCCAGUUUCUAACACUGACCAGGCCACAUAUUGUGGCAGAUUUCUCAGAGGCUUUUUGUAGCAUAGGCCAUGUAUUUUCAUCUUGAGAUUUUCUUACGGCAUUGGCAAUAAUAUUUAUGUGACAGACUGAUCAUCUGAAUUCUAACUGGGAAGAAAAUUCCCCUUGAUUGAAUAGGGCUCAUUCCUGUUGGUGUAUGUGGGGUUGCAGAUGGUUUGUAAAAGAAAAGCACAAUGUUUACUUGAGAGUUGUCUCUCCUCCACCAUGUUUUGCGACUGUGAAUCCAGUGAACUAAUCACUUUUCUGCAGAUUACUUUUGAAUAACUUUUGUGGGAGAUGUUGGCCUUCUUGAUGUAUAUCAGGGGCAGGGAACCCUUUUCAGCCUGAGCGCCGCAUUCCUGUGUUGGCAGCGUUCCAGAUGCCAAAAAUGGGCAGAGAAACAGACGUGGCAUGUACCUUUGUAUGGAAGGUGACAUUCCAGCCACACACAACAGCCAGAUGUUUCUAAUUACACAAACCUCUCUCUAUCUUCCAUCCAGGCAAGCGAGGUGCAUCACUGUAGUCCUAGCUAGGCAGAAGUGCUUGAGGGAGGGCACAGAUCAGGACUCAUGAGGGCUGAAUUUAAAGGCCUUGCAGGAUUUUAAAGGCCUUGAAUUUGAGACCCUGGGCAUGAGGUUUCUGUCCCCUUUGCUUUACAUUUUUGGCCAGGGAUUGGCGCACAGCCUCAUGUCUUCUUCUCACCUUUUAGUGUAUUGAUCAAAUAUCUUACUUUUCUUUCAAACUGGUGACAUUUUCAGCUAACUUUCCUUUGCUGUCAUCAUUGUUUUUGUGACAGUUGUAUUGAGUGAAACAUGAGAAUUACCAAAUGUGGACGACAAACGACUUAUUAAGUAACAAUUAGUGGACAAAAAUCCCUUUUAGUAUAGACAACUGGCAAGCAAAUGUAAUGGAACUUUGAAGAAAGGAACAAUUUCCAGUGUGAUAACACCGUUUCCAGGUCCCAAAGUCAUUACUUCAUCACUGUAGCCUCUGCCCUUGCCUGAUGAAUGUAAGAGAAUAGCACCAGCUGCUAUUUGUGAACAGAAAGAGCUCAUCAUAAUAGAAACAAGCAACCAAGAUUACAGGAAAAUACCUCUGAGAUGCUUUUUUAAAUGCACUUUGAGAGGUGUAUGGUAGAAUAUUAGGUAACCUUAUGAAAUGUAUUAUUAUUAUUAUUAUUAAUUAAUUGAAUUUAUAUACCUCCCUAUACCCUGGGGGUCUCAGGGCAGUUCACAGAAUAAAAUCAAGAUAUAAAACCAUAAAAUACCUAAUAAAAAUAAAUGUAUUAAAGCUCUGAUAAGGUGCUUAAAGAUGAAAGCUGUGAAAAACGAAGUAAUUUUUAUUUCUUACACAGAGUGAAAAGAAAACGAAGACCACGGUAUUGACUGCUGCUCUUUUACUGUCUGGGAUCCCUGCAGAAGUGAUUAGUCGUUCCAUGGACACUUACAGCAAAAUGGGGGAUGUUUUUACAGACCUUUGUGUCUAUUUCUUUACUUUCAUCUUCUGCCAUGAACUGCUUGUGUUUUUUGGUUCCUGAAGCGCCAUGAUAGCUGUGGAACCUGGUGUAAUACUUCAGCUGGACUGCGUCACUCUUGAUUUCAUACAUGCCUCUGGAUAUAUAAACAGUGUUAACCCUAUAUCCAAUACUUGGUUCAGUGCAGCUUAAACAUACUUUGAUAGGGAAGAGCUUUGAAGUCCUGGCUUUGAAGCUGAACUGGUAGAUUUUGAGUACAGUGCAGAGUGAUCUCAGAUAGGGACAGUCAAAUGCAAAUAUUGGUCAGUGGUCCAAUGACACACUUUUCUGUAAAACUGAAAUGUGUCCUUUCUGUCCACCACCCCAAUUAAAAGGAAUCACCCUGAAACUGUAACCUUUCCCUUUGGCUCUGUGAUUUGAGAGCACAGUGCAGCUGAGGUCUCCUACUUGAAUAGAAUUAUGUUAGUCUUUAUGGGUGAAUCCAAGGAUUCCAUGAGCAAAACUCAACUCAUCAGAUGCUGCUGCUGGAGGAAAGGUGGGGGAGGUGAUUUUUGUGUUCCUCCUAUACCAGAGGGCUGGGGAUUCUCCAGAACUUGCGGGGGUGACACAGGAGGAAAUGGAGAUCAGAAAAAUUGUUACCCUCUUCCUUUUCCCAGCAGGAGUCUCUGAUGGGUCUCUGUUUUUCCUCCAAAUGGAUCUUUCUGUUCAUGGAAGGAAUGCUCUGAAUACAAGCUUAUCAUAGGAAUAUCCUAUUUUAUUAGCUUAUAGCCCUCAAUUCAUGCAUUUUAGCAGUCAGGAUAGUCUUACCAAAAUAUGAUCAGCGCCAAGAUUGAUUCUACAAUAGAAUUAGGAUGGAUAUAAGUCAUCAUUUUAUGUCUUCCUUAAAUGGGGUAGUAUUCUCUUUGUUUUCUUGUAGUUAGGGAGGUUUGAUUUUAGGAUGUGAAUGCAAGAGCUAAGACGAAGCAGUGAAAUUCAACUUCUUUAUGUGUUCCCAUUAAGCAUUCAUUGGGUGAUAUCAAACAUUAAUCAUACUCAAAGUAGACUCAUUAAAAUCAGUGGAUUUUAGUCCUUCAUUUCAGUUAGCCUACUCUUGAGUUUGACUUCCAUUGGAUAUUGCCUGUUAUCUUUUUUUUACCUAACUAGGAAACUUAAUUACUUGUGUUUACAUGAUCUAAUGCAAUAUACAGCAUUAGUGCAGAUUUAAAAGCUGCUCUCUUGGGUAACUAUACUUUCGUACCUAAAAAUGUCACAAGUUUUGCUCAUUCCUCUGACUUGACAAGUGCUUUUUUUUGUUCAUUGUAGUGUAAACUAAUACAGGUUUCUGCUUCCUAUUUCCUAUAUCUUCCGUUGCAAGAAUAUUGCAUGUGGAGUCCAGCCUCUUCUGUCUGGACAUUCAAGGGAUCAUUACAUUUAUCAGUAGCAGGGGAAAAAUGUGACUUGUAAGAGUACAGACCAGAUUUUAACCAUAAUUUUAAUCAAAUUAUUAGUUUGUACAGUUGCUUACAUAUUCAUUUCACAUGGGAAUGCUGACUCACAAGUAAGUUUUUAUAACCCAUCUGAAACAGAUACUUGAAGCGUCUUCCAUCAAAACCAUUAGGGCAAUUCUAGGUAAAUGCUCUUGAUUGGUUCAUUUCUGAAAGAUUCCGUUCUAUUGGUCAGUACCAUAAAGCAAGUCUUUACUUGGUUUUAGCUGGUGGGCCUUCAUAUUUAUUUAUUUAUUUAGAGUUAAGUUCCUUCAGUAAAUCACAGUUGUUGUUUACCAUUAAAAACAGAUUUUAUUACUAAAAAAUAAAUAAAAAUAAAUUAAGAACCCUAUAAUAUUUAAAGGCUGGUUCAGAGGAAGCCCAGAUUAAGAGAGCAUGCACAUCCAACCUUCCUUUCUCCCUCCCCAUCUUUCUCUGCUCUGCUUCAGUGCUGUGUGCAAUGUUUGCGAUCCCUGGUUCACUUCUGAACCUGCCACCCUGACAAGUAAUUGGCACCAGGCUUAGGUAUUCAGUGAGAAAUUAGGCUGGGAGAAAUCAGGCUAUUAUGUAAUAGUUCCCUUUAUGCUGAAGGAUGAGUGGAUAUUUGCCUGGGACCUUAAGAAUUAAUGGGAAUAAAUGUUCUGGAGGUACAGUGGCCAUCGUAAACGAUAGGUGUUACCCAUGUAGCUGUGAUCCCCUAAGUUACUGAAAUCAUUCUGUGAUUAUAGAGGCUAAUGUAGCUUCUCUUUUUAGAGGCUGUCACUUUUUUGUUUUUGUUUUGGAUAAUCAAAAUAAGCUGUUUUCCUUAUUUUGCUUCUUUCCUCCGUUACAGUUUUAAUACUGCAUUCAUUGACCCAAGUUUCAUUGUUCUAAUUGUAUGUGUUACAUGAAGAAAAGAGUUUUUAGAGUAAAUAUGGAUGCCCUGGAGACAUCUGUGCACUUGGAUUGAGGUGUUUGCCAUGGCAGUUCCCCGCACUGAAGACAUGAUUCUGCUCAGUUUAAAAAACCAACUUUACUCUUUAGCAGUAGGAACUGUUGUGGCAAAAACAGCAAGCAAAGCCCUGUUUGUAUCUGAGUUCUUUCCUGGGCAUGUAUUUCUUUCCUCUCUAGAAUCGGGCCAUGAUAUAUUCUAUUGUGUUCAGUAGACUUUGCACUACGAUAAACUCUCAGCAUCUAAUUGUAUAUGUUAAGGUCGGACUAUAUCUCUGUCGACAUGUUGAAAGGUUCUGUUUGAAGCUAAUGGAUGUAAUACAAAAGAUUCAGAACAAUUGGUUUGCAAGUGAGGGCUGAAAUUGAGCUGGCAUUAAUAAUUCUAUCUGUAAGGAGUGACUGUUGCAGAAAUACUGUAUCUGCAUCACAUCUUCAAAAUGCUUUGAAGUUUUCAUCAUUCCCAACUAAUAGUUUCAGAAAGCUGAUAGACUUAACCAUUAAAACAACUUUCAGCUGGUGUUUCUGAAUUUCUUUAAUUCAUAUUUGCCAAGCUGGACUUUUCAACAGUGAUAAAUCAGUAUCAAGUCUAAAAUUUAAUGGGUAGAAUAUAGAAUUUUCCCAUAUUGCCCACUUCCGCUAUGAAAAGUGAUGUAUAGGGUGGGAUAGCAGGUGAAUAGUAAAAAGGUGUUUUGUAUGUGGUUCCUUUUGCAAAAACCUCAUUUUGCAAAAUCCAAUAAACCUCAUGUGGUCAUGUAUGUCCUCCAGUGUAAUUAUUUCUAGACUGCUUCUAUGAAGUCUGUUAACCAUUUAUUUGUUGGCAUGCCUUUGUAAUUCAUUUUUAAAGACUACUUGGGUUGUCAAGUGUUUUACUAAUAUAUUUCCAAUGUUAUUUUCAUUUCCAACUAUGGAAUAUAUGUUCAUGUAACUUAUGGACAAGCAUGAUUUAGAAAGUAAAGAAUUAAACACUGC